This is a messenger RNA of Symbiodinium pilosum, 3777 nucleotides long. Lineage: Eukaryota; Dinophyceae; Suessiales; Symbiodiniaceae. The record is from the annotation of a GenBank genome assembly.
AUGACUGCCACUGUGUAUGGUGUCCCCCGCUCGCAGGCCCACCCACGGGCAUGGGAAGAGACUGAGGCAAUCCUUCGCCCGCUCACGGAGGAGCUGGUAAUGGGUAGACAUGGCCCGCGGGUGAUUGGGGGUGACUUUAACCGCCCGGCCGGCAGCAGCAGGGAGCUAGCCAUUUGGCGUGACCAUGGUUGGCAGGAAAUUCAAGAUUUGGCCCUGGCGCGUUGGGGGAAGGCGGUGGAAAUGACCUGCAAGCAUGCCACCCGUCACGACUUCCUUUGGCUUUCGCCGGAAGCUGCUGCUUUGUGCUCAGGCUCAGAGGUGCAUCACUCGUUCGUUGACCACGUGGUGCUGGAAGCAAAGUUGCAUGUGCCUUCGUCUGCGUGUCGCAUCUUCACCUGGCCCAGACCAUCCACCAUCCCAUGGGAUGACACGCAAGUUGACCUCUGGCACCAAACAGUUUCCCCACUUGUGGCGGGUCCAAGCGAAGGGUUGCCGGUUCAAUGCAAGGGCCGUGCCACUCGCAUUGAGCCUAGCACCAGGGAGGUGUGUCCCGGGGUUCUGCGGGCCAGCCGGCCGGGGGAGGCUGUCAUCGCCAAUGACUUGCUGGGACGUGAAGUCAAGCGUUGGUUUCAGCGACUGCGCAGGUUACAGAGCCUCAAGCAUGCCCUCGGUGUCGGUAAGCAGACGGACCAGGCGAGGCAAUACCGCUCCCAACUCUGGCGCUCAGUCUUGAAUGCAAAAGGCUUCGCGCCUACAUUCGCAGACUGGUGGCCAAGACGUGUGGUCAGACUUCAUGGGGCCCCGCAAGUGAUGCAGGAAAUGCCUAAUGCGGCCCAGGCUGCUAUCAUUUACGAUGAUUUCCAUAGCAACUAUCGGAAGUUGGAAUCAUGGCACUUGCGCAAGCGCAGCUCUGUCCUCCAGUCAAAGUAUGCCGAAUCCUCCAGGGUUCUUUUCGCAGCCUUUGUCCGGCCAGACCACCUGUGCUCGAGACGAUUGUCCGGCACCAUGCCUACGAAGUCCUGGGGGUUGAGGGUGCCUUGUGCAGUGUUCCCGCCGGGGAAAUCUGCCUUAUCCAGGUGGAACCAACAUGUGGAGAUCCGGCCCGAACAUUGGGAUCGCAUCCAGCAGUGGCUCUGCACCGUGCGCAAGCUCAAAAAGACUGCAGCCCGUGGACCGGAUGCCUAUGCUCGCCUUGACCUUCUCAACAUGGUAGAGGUCGCAUGCCUGCGAGGGGUCCCCCUGGCCGGAGGAAUGGCGGACGUGGUGAAGGCCUUUAAUGGCCUGCCAAGGGUUCCACUGCUCCGAGCGGCAGCCAGACUCGGCUUCCCGCAAUGCGUGCUCAAGCCAUGGGUCUCGUUCAUCUCCCUGGUCAAGCGACGCUUCCUGAUGGGUGAAGCAGUUAGUGAGGCAGUUGCUUCAACGUCGGGCUUCAUUGAGGGAGACCCCCUCUCGGUCACGGCCAUGAGUGUGGCUUCCAUCCUCUACCACCAGUAUAUGCACUUCUUUGAGCCUCGUGUGCAGCAUGCUUCCUAUGUGGAUAAUCUUGCAGUCACAGCAGAGUCAGUUUACCUUGCGGCACGUGGCUUUUGUGUCAUGGAAAGCUUUUGGGAGAUCCUGGGCUUACAGCUUGAUAACGAGAAGUCCUACUUCUGGGCGACGACCGCCCAGGACCGCAAGUUGCUGGUUUCGCUGGGGCUCACCGUCGCAGAGCACAGGCGUGAACUUGGUGGUUACCUGACUUUCGGCCCCAGGCACCGUGUUGCAGACAUGGCGCAACGGCUGGAGCUGUUGACCCCUAUAUGGCCCGUGCUACGUCGGUCCCGUGCGCCUGCGCGGCAGAAGUGGGCAGCCGUCACCACAAAGUUCUGGCCCAUGGUAUUCCAUGGUGCGGCAUCGUGCUGGCUAUCGGACACCGCCGUGGACAAACUGCGAGCUAAGAUGGCCUGGGCACUGGGAUGGACAUGCGCAGGCGCAGGGCCGGAUCUCCGCGCACUGACUGAGGGGCCGAUGGAAUUGGACCCGGCAUUCUUCCAGAUAUGGACAUGCAUGCGUGACUUCCAACGCCUUGCCUCUAAAAGCUCUACCUUACAACAGCUCUGGGUUGAGUUUAUGGGUGACUUUCAUGGUCGUAGUCUUGCAGGUCCGUUUUCCACCUUGCAUCACCAUGCAGAAGCGUUGAACUGGGGCUUCUUGGAGCCGCCUCAGGUUACGGACCAUCGCGGUUCCUCCCACGACUUCCUCACCUUGCCAAAGCGCUCCUUGCGUCGCUUGCUUGAAGAUGCGUGGGCACAGAAAGUCAUGCGGAGGCAAGCUAGCAGGGCAGCCCUUCGGGACAUGGGCGACUUGGAUAUCCAGUUGGCCCGCGAGCUUGGUCCGCAGCACAAUGCGCAACAGCGGGCCUGGCUGGGAAUGGUCCGGGCUGGUGCCGCCAUCACUGCCUCGCAACAGGCCUGCUUUGACUUAAGCAAGACAGACUGUUGUUUGCACUGCCAAGUUCCUGAUACCAGGGAGCAUCGUCUAUUUGAUUGCCCGCUCUUUCAGGGCGGGGGACUGGUGCGGGACGCAGGCGACAACAGACCGCUCACGGAAUUGCUUCUUCCUUGCUGGCAUCCUGAACUGGGUGGACAUUUGCGCGACCUUGUGGGGCUCCCAGACAUGGGAUGGCAAUGGACGAGGCCCCCAAACGAGCUCCCACAUGUAGACAUUUUCACUGAUGGCUCAUGUAUGUAUGGAGCUGAGGACUACCUGGCCUUGGGUGCGUGGGCAGCGGUCUGUGCACAGAUGAGUUUGGUGGUGGCUAGUGGCCUGAUGGUUGGUCUGUGUCAAACCAUUGAUCGCUGUGAGCUCUUUGCCAUUCUUGUGGCUUUGCGGUGGACAGCAGAUGUAGGAUGCGGGCUCACCAUUUGGACUGACUCCAAGUUCGCUUUCGAAGGCCUUCUGGCACUCCUGCAUGGUGAGACGUGUGCAGGACUUGGGCAUCAGGACCUAUGGCGAGAGAUUGAAGCACUCAUACCGGCUUGCAGAGCGGUGUAUGCGCAGUGGGUCCCGUCUCAUGUAGACCCAGGUAACUGUGAUGACCCGGUGGCUGCGUAUGCAGCUCAGUGGAAUCAGGUGGCCGACCGCCAAGCUGGUCUCAUGAACCACAUGAGGGCAAAGAGUUUUUUGGGAAGGCACGCUAGGAUACUGCAGCAUCGACAAAACCGUCGUAGAAGAAUGCGUGCGCUUGCAGCGCAGUACGUCAAGGUUGCCGAGGCCACGAAUGUGGCAAGGAGGCACACCGGGGAUCAUGAGGAUGUUCCACUCGCCGAGCUUGUACAGUGUGAGGCUCACAUGAGGGAUGGCUUUGCAGAUUUGUUCCCGCCCAACUGGUUUCAUUUUAUCAAGUGUAGUGGUGGUUUUGGACAAGUUGAGGCAAGGGACAUCGUUCAGAGGCUGCUGACCAGUGAUGAGGAGGUUGCCCCUAGGUUUUGGGUCUCUUGGAUUGAGCUGGUUUUUCUGGUGGUUAUGGUGUUUGGUUGCGGCGAUCAGUACCGGGGGCGAACCUUGUCAUACUGGGUUUCCUGCGUCCGACAAGUUUUGCGACCACUCCUGAUUAGGUUCGGGGCCAGAGGCUGGUUGGCCCGUGGGGCUAUUUGUGGGGUUUGCUUUGCGGUUGAGACCGUUCUGGUUGGGGUUUCUAGUGAGGACUUUGCUAUUUCUAGAAACCUUUUCCAGGAGUGGCGUGCUGGUCGAGUUAUCAAAAAGAUAGCUGACCUGUCCAGGCCAUUGCGGCCAUGA